Messenger RNA from Priapulus caudatus, 894 nucleotides. RefSeq names its product ferritin-2 heavy chain-like. Gene Ontology annotation, biological process: iron ion transport; intracellular iron ion homeostasis. The record is from RefSeq and is a predicted model, not a curated record. The transcript has 3 exons. Gene Ontology annotation, molecular function: ferrous iron binding; ferric iron binding. The coding region runs from base 1 to 327 and encodes 108 amino acids. NCBI's taxonomy places the organism in Eukaryota, Metazoa, Priapulida, Priapulimorpha, Priapulimorphida, Priapulidae. Gene Ontology annotation, cellular component: cytoplasm.
AUGGGUCUUAUACACAUGAUCGUGAUCGAUGAACACAUCCGGUCAGUUUCCUUCAUCGUUUUUCUGCAGGCUCCAGAGAACACGGUAUGGGAAGCCACUGACGCCGUCCUGAAGGCACUUCAGCUGGAGAAGGAAGUCCUUGCUAGCUUCCUUAACAUUCACAGCAAGGCGCAGGCCAGGAACGACCCUCAUCUGAUAGACUUUGUCGAGACCGUGUUCCUCACCGAGCAGUACGAUGCCAUGGAGGAACUGUCCACGAUGGCCACCAAGUUCGAGCGUGCUGGCACCGGCCUCGGCGAGUACAUAGUCGACAAGAACCUGCAAUAAUUUAAGGCGAGCGCGUCUGAGGACCGAGUCGCAGUGCCAUCUACCGGUAAAGCUGCAAGGCAGUCAAUUUCAACCGAUUCCAAUGCGCCGUCAAGCAACGUAGAUAUAAUAUAUACAUAUAUAGCAAUAGUUUUCUCCCUACACUCCGUAAAAAAUAAUUGUAGUAGGAGUUCGUUUCUUAACAACGUAGUACGCACAAAUCUGUACCGAUUAUCUGGACAAGCAUAUAACGUGAUUAUAAACCACGACUUUGGGUUUUGCCGAGACUUACAUCUCAUAUAUAUGUGAAUUUCACUCUACCUACCAGCAAUAAUAAUAAUAAUAAUGCCGCGUGCAGUGCUGCUAACUAUUUACUUUUCGACGAAUUUAAAAUUGCUACCUUCAUGACACUUUAUCAACGCGAAUGUGUUCUUUAGCGUAAGUUUAGAUCCCGUUUAGAUUAAGCAUAUCGCCGCAAGAACAAAGCAUGCAUACGUUUGGAAUACUCAUCGCCGUAUUAUUAAGGUUAGGCCUACAAUGAAACUUUGUACACGUGUUACGCCUUUAAUAAAGUAGAUGAAAAUCAAA